Molecule: messenger RNA, 1765 nt
Organism: Mercenaria mercenaria
Lineage: Eukaryota; Metazoa; Mollusca; Bivalvia; Venerida; Veneridae
Product: amine sulfotransferase-like
Exons: 7
Coding region: 158-1051 (297 amino acids)
Biological process (GO): sulfation
Cellular component (GO): cytoplasm
Molecular function (GO): sulfotransferase activity
Source: RefSeq, a predicted model, not a curated record
GUUUAAAACCGUUAUACAUGUAAAUAAAAGAUCAGCCAUCACGCCCUGUGCUUGUGGGAUAUACUUUAUACAUACGUUAUAAACGUAUACAUGUGCAUUUAACUUUGGAUAAAAUUGUGAAAUUAGAGAUUCAGCCAGACGUCUGAGGUGAACUAAGAUGAAAAAAAAUGGGAAAGUGGAGCUUGAAAAGCUGAAGAUGAAGCCCAGAGUAUACAAAGGAAUAUUGAUGCCUGACAAUGAAGUUGAAGUCAUAGAGAAUAUGAAUACAAGGGAAGACGACAUUUGGGUCUGUAGUUACCCAAGAUCAGGAACAACUUUAACCCAACAGAUAGUCUCCCUUGUAAUGACUCUGGACUUUAAAGCAGCAACUACUGUACAGCUUAAUGAAAGAUUUCCUCAGGUAGACAUAACAGAUGAAAGAUAUCCUUACUUCAAAGGAGUGAAGUAUAUAGAACAGCUGCCGUCACCUCGAAUGGUUAAAUGCCAUUUACAUCACUUUCUUCUUCCGGAACAAUUAAGAAACGGCAAGGGACGGAUUAUUUACAUUGCGAGAAAUCCAAAGGACGUAGUGGUCUCCUGGUAUCAUUUACUGGAGUGGACAGACGAAUUACUUGAUGACUUAGACACAUGGGAUAAAUUUUUAGAUUCAUUUGUCGAUGGGACCGGUAUAUUUUGCCCCUGGCCGCGACAUGUGACAGAAUAUUGGGAGCGGAGAGAUGACAAAAAUGUUUUGUUCCUCAAAUACGAAAACGUCACCAAGGAUAUAUCUAAAGCAGUGAAGGAUAUUGCAUGUUUUCUUAACCGCGAGAUUACGGAUGAAGAUGUUGACAGAAUAAGCAAGUUUUGUCAUGUUGAUAACAUGAGGAAGAAUGAUAUGGCUAACCUGUCUUACUGGCGAGAUUUCAAAAAGGUCAAUGACAACGCUGGUGGACGUUUUAUUAACAAAGGUAAAUCAGGUGUUUGGAAAGAAUUUUUGUCUCACGAGGAAGCGACGAAAAAUGAUGGUCUUCUGGAACAGGUCAAGCAGUCUGGACUUACAUUUGAAGAUUGAAUUAAUAACAUGUGUACUAUGUGUCCUUGUAUUAAUCAGCUGCUGAUUCAUUUAGUUCAUAAUAGCCGUAAUGGUGGUUUAAAUAUUAUGUUAAAUAUGCAACUUGGUUUUAUUCAACUAACUUAAAACAAAACACUUAAAUCAUUUUGCCUCUCAAACCUGAUAUUCAAGACCCGUUGACAUUAUGAGACCACGGUCACUUUAUGGGGUUAAUAUUUUUGUAAAAGCUAGUCAGUGCACCGUUCAUUAUGCAAAAAUUCUGUAGCUGUAGUGCCCAUCUGCUUGAAAAGUUAACUUGAAUAAUAUAAUAAUAUCUCUUAUAAACUGCAUCAUUUGCCUUUAUGCUUUGUCUACAUUAGUCUUGAAUCUAUGCUUAAAAUAAGCUACAGUUAAGAACUGUUCAAGACGUUACCAUGUUCAGAUUCCUUUUUUUUUUAUUCUUUUACAAACUGAACAGAACAAAUUAUGUUAUUUUUAUCAGCAUUAUUGAUUUGAAAAAUGAAUGUUAUGAAAUAUCUAAACAGUUUGCAAUUAAAAAGCAUAUGUAAAAAUGAAAUGCUUAUUUGCAGUCUUCACUUUUCUCUGCUAUUAUACAGCUGCUUUAAUUAUGAUAUUUUCAAUUCAAUUUAUAUACAAGCCUACUUUACAAUUUCUUGCCAAGUAUACAGAGUUUCUAACAAAGUACUCUGACAGGACGCAUUCUAUUUAAACUGA